Messenger RNA from Symbiodinium necroappetens, 3502 nucleotides. The record is from the annotation of a GenBank genome assembly. NCBI's taxonomy places the organism in Eukaryota, Dinophyceae, Suessiales, Symbiodiniaceae.
GUCGGUGCAUCUGAUGCCAAAGCCGAAAUCGAGCGCCGAGAACUCCCCAGGAUCCAUUCUCUCUGUUCUUGUCCAGGAGGAGAUGGAACUCGAAACAGAGCCGCAGACCGAAUCGGGCGAGGCCUCGCAGUUCGCAGAGCUUUUGGCGAAGUACGACACGGCCUCCUUCGACCCACAAGGCUUGCUUGACUCCGCCGGCCUCAAGGGGGUCCUGCUCUACAACCAGACCUCGAAGGAAGCGGAGGCGUGCAGGAACGUGAAGUGGCUUCUGGCUUCCGACGUCGUCUCCGUACCUCCGAAGAGCCUGGAAGCCUUCCGAAGCUCCAUGGGCGGCUCCGCCACAUCCCCCACAAAGCACACGGGGCAGAGCCUCAGUGGGAGAGAUCUUGAGGCCUUGGAACUCGCCCCAGAAAAGAGUUCACUCUUUGUGGGAUGGACAAGACUCGAGCUCUACCACCGGGCUGGGGCCUAUGAAACGGCCGCGAUGAUUUUCACUUCAGCCUUUGUGUUCCUGGCCUUCUGCAUGCACCUCCUCCGGUCGGACCCGACUCCUACGCCUCCGGUGCUGCUGUUGACCCGACAGUCUUUCACGGGCAUCGCACUUCGAUCUGUUAUGUGGCUCUUCAUCGUCGCCUACUUCAUCGGCAUCGUCUGGGUCCCCCUUAAGGCGAUGGGGAGGGCGAGCGUCUCCACUGGCUUGCCGUGGGAAGCUCACCUCACCUUCUUCAGCUUCAUGAUGGCAUCCCGGCUGCUGGAACUCUUCGUCCAUGCGCUCUGUGGCUUCUCGAAAGAAGUUACCAGCUUGCCGACCAUUCUUAUGAGGGUCUUCUUGGGCUUGCUCGCCGGCGCCGAUGUAUACACGGAUGUGAACUUCAUCAUGAUCGCCUACAUCAGCGGCUGGCCGCUGUGGAUUCUCGCCGCCAUGGUCUUCGUGAUAGGAGUGCUGAUCUUUCAGUUCGCCCUGUACUUUGGCGCGGCCAUCUACUAUCUCUUCAUUAUCUCGAAGACGGAGAAGAAGAACCAGAAGGACACGGAUUGGCAGAACUACGUUUCAGCCCUGCUGAAGCUCCUGCAUUUCGAGUCCUUGAUCGUUGACAUCGAUGAGGUCAAGCUUGACGGCCAGGCAGAGGAGGAGGAGACGGAGGAGCCUGAGAUUGCUCAUGGUGAUGGUGACGGCUCCUUGUCACUGCCUGCCGGAGGUGGGCAUUCGUAUCAGCCGCUAAAGUUACAGCAGGACACAGCGGACUUUGCCGGCGGGCUUGACGCCUUUCGUCAACGCAUUUCGGAGUGCCUGCGUGUCAGGGUCUUCGGUUCUGGGUAUCCGCUUGUCGAUGGCGUGUACAUCGCGACGGCCAGCUGGACAAAUGGAAACCCCGAGUGGAAUCACGUCAACGGCGAGAUGGUGAUUUCGAGCAGGUUCUCCGAGAAUGGGAAAUGGCAACUGCGACGUCUGGAAGAUGAUGAAGCGACUUUUGAGAUGCAGAAGUCGUGGCCUGUGGUGCCGGAGGGCGAGUUCGCUUCGAAGAAGGGUGGCGGGGCACAACGCCCAUACUCAUAUCUGGAGACCAUCGACAUUUUCGGGCUAGAGGCUGCUCUAGUGUCAGCGCCUUCCCUGCGAAGCUCUGAGAGGAAGAUCAAGUCCUACUUGAGGCAAUCUGCCCUUAGCUGGACAACUUUCGAAACAAGCCAUCCCUACUCGGCAGAAGAUGCCGGAAAGCACACAGUCGAGAUACCUUGGGCAAAGAAGCUCUUCGUCGUGCUUUCGACGAAGUCUCGUUGCUUCGACACUUCUACGAAACUCUACGUCUACAGUGGCGGGGAGGGGGAUGAUUCGGAUUCGGAUCCUGACGAGCGUGGGAAGUGUAUGAUGAGUGGCAGUAGCUUCAAGAACCGCUUCGCGUUUGUUGAUGGGAGUGCUGUCACCUUCCACUUUUUGACGGAUGACGAUGGCACUGAUCCCGAGCGAAAGUUCGGCUGCCGUGCUUUCAUAGCAGCCGUGAAUGAAGAUUUUGAGAGCAGUGAUGUUGAUCCGCUUUUGAAAGUGCUUCCGGAGCUAGAUGCUGAUGCAGAGACGGCAGGCCGAAAGGCACAGGAAGGAACAACAGUUGAUCACGUCCUGCGGGAGAGCAGCAAGUCUUCCAAGCUGGACGAGAUGAGGCCGUUCCUCCUGGCAAUUCCUGGCUGGGUCAACUGGUUUGAUCCUCCUGCCGCGCGUCGUCUCGUGCGACUUGUUGCGACCAUGCUGGGAUCAAGCCAGAAGGCAGCACGCAGCCUCAAUGCUACCUCCGGAGCAAGCUCUUUUGCUCACACCCGUCGGCUCGUCACUUUGGCAACGAGCUCUCUGAGGUUCUUCUGUGAAGAUGCCUUGCAAGCAGUUCUUCAGUUGAUGUACCUGGUUGAGAAGCGCUACAAUAGAAUGGUGAUGCUGUCCAUUGUCCUCUCUUGCAGUGUUUCCUUUGCCAACUUUCUGAUGGCUUUGCCUCGAAGCUACAUCUAUGCUGUGUUCAGGCGAGCCCGCGGUACUCAUUUCUUGAACGACACCAUUUUGGUUUCGGGUGCCUUUGAAUCGGACGCCAAUGGGAUCUAUGAGCAAGAAGGUGACUAUGGCAUUUACAGACAUCGCGAGAAGCCUUUUGCAAUUUGCGGCAAGUGGAAUUUUGAUGCUGACAGGCCAGGUUCCUUGGGCUGGGGACUUCAUAAGAUCUCGGACAAAGGAGAUGUCAAUGAGUCUGAGCCGCUGUAUGAAGUGAACAACUGGGACAAUUGCCAUGAAGCUUGCUUGGAGGCUUUGGUGCCUGUAUUCGGUUGGGUACGGACCGGAGGAGAUUCGCCGGAAAGUAGUGAGCUCGAUCUCAGUAUUGUCCGCAAAGCUUUCCCGGUUCAAUGUGACACACUCAGAGUGUCGGCAUGUUCAGACCAUCCCGAUGCCGAAGGUGUUUAUUCAAGUUGUGGCUUCGGUAUGUACAAGCACACCCAACGCCACAGAUACUACAUCAGGCGUGUUGCCUUGCCACCAAAAACCUGGUCAUCGCAUUGGGAGCUUCUGAAGAAUGAGGGCGGUUCUACUUGGACCAAGCUUUUUGUCAACGAGGAAGCUGUGAGCAUGCGCCAUGGAGUGGAGGCCCCGUGGUCGAGUGGUACAGAGCAAGAGGGCACCAAAGCGACCAUGACGGUGGAGCAUAAAGACUCGCCCUUCGUAGACGAGCUGUGUGUGUACGGUGGUGGCAAGGAAGUGUGCAAUGGCAAGUUCUUCCAUUCUCCAUUUGCGAGGCUGGGUGAUUUGGAGGACGAGGAGGUGAGGCAGUUCGUCUAUUUUCAUGCAGAUAAUGAAGUUUUCCUGGCUGAGCGAUGCAUGGAUGAUGGCUCGAAACUGUGUGGGAUAAUGGAGGGUAAGGACGACGAGCCUUCCUUCGUCGGCAUCGGAAGCGCAUCCGAGUGUGCAUUUUUUGCACAAGAUCCCGAAGCUGCGCCGCCGCCCAGAGUUGUUCAAGUGAGCUGGUAA